Nanorana parkeri is the source of this 1539-nucleotide messenger RNA. It is a transcript of the gene TRAM2, whose product is annotated as translocation associated membrane protein 2. Gene Ontology annotation, cellular component: endoplasmic reticulum membrane. Lineage: Eukaryota; Metazoa; Chordata; Amphibia; Anura; Dicroglossidae. Gene Ontology annotation, biological process: protein insertion into ER membrane; SRP-dependent cotranslational protein targeting to membrane, translocation. The coding region runs from base 1 to 1416 and encodes 471 amino acids. The transcript has 13 exons. The record is from RefSeq and is a predicted model, not a curated record.
AUGGUGUAUCCCGAGGUCGGUAUGGAGGUUCUGCUCGAGAACCUGGAGCAAAUUGUCUUCUUUUAUGAAGACUCUCCCUUCUCUUCUGUGACCCACAAGGUUGUAUCUCUUGUGGCCAUUGUCUACGCCAGGCAAAUGUCUGAGCUGGCGGUUUCACCCUGCGAGGGAUCCUUUAUAGUCUUGGAGAAGGACAAGGAGGACUUCUUUUCUACUCAAGCCGCCCGCUGCUGGACCCGGCCUCCUUUACCACCGGACGCAUUGGUCCUCUUGUGCUGCGGGUACCCGGCCUCUUCUGCCGCCCGACUAAAGCUUUGGGGACCCGGACCGGCCCUCUCCUGCUGCUCCUCCUCGACGCCGCCUCCUCCUCGAUUAGGCAGCCGAGGCUCCUGGAUCCCUUCCCUUUGUGCCCCACAGGUCACUGCGAAGACCGCCUUUAUAUUCAUCUUACCUCAGUAUAACAGCAGCCUCCAGUCUCUGGAGGGUGAGAUUGUCUACUAUCACUACGGGGCGAAAGAUCUGGUCACUAUUCUGUUCUACAUCAUCAUAGCAAUCAUACUACACGCCAUUGUACAGGAGUAUGUUCUAGAUAAAAUAAAUCGGCGGCUCCACCUCUCUAAGGUAAAACAAAGCCGUUUUAAUGAGUCCGGGCAGCUCGCCGCGUUUCACCUGGCCUCCAUGUUUUGGAGUCUGUACGUAUCGGCCUCGGAAGGAUAUUUAUCCAAUCCAAAGACCCUGUGGGAGAGCUACCCCCACGUCUACUUACCUUUUCAGGUGAAGUUCUUCUACCUGUGUCAGUUGGCGUACUGGCUCCACGCUCUCCCCGAGUUAUACUUCCAGAAGGUGAAGAAAGAAGAAAUCCCUCGCCAGCUGCAGUACAUCGUUUUAUAUCUACUUCAUAUCGGAGGGGCCUAUUUACUAAACUUGACCCGCUUGGGGGUGAUAUUGCUGCUAUUGCAGUCUGUAUCAGAAUUUCUCUUCCAUAUUGCAAGACUCUUUUACUUCACAGAUGAAAACAAUCAGAAACUAUUUAAUGCCUGGGCGGUGGUAUUCGUGGUCACAAGGCUGUUUACACUCACCCUUUCCGUUCUCACCAUUGGAUUUGGCCUCGCCAAGGCGGAGAUCCACACCUUUAACCCAGACAAGGGAAAUUUUAACACGUUACUUUUCAGGAUGAUUGUACUUCUCCUGAUGUGCAUUUCACAGACGUGGAUGAUGUGGCGAUUCAUUCAUUUCCAGCUGCGCCGUUGGAGAGAGUCUUGUAAGGAGCAGGCUGCCAAGAAGAAGACCGCCGUCGCUCCUGUCGUACCCAAACAGCAGCUCAAGGUGCUCAAAAGGGAGUCAGGUUAUCACGAAAACGGACUGCUUAAAGCAGAGAACGGUUCCACACCUCGACAGAAGAAAAUCAAAUCUCCGUAAACGCCAAACUCGAGAGCAAAGCCUGGGAACACCCGGAAGACCACCAGGACUAAGUGUACUCCGGACUUCUGCCAAUGCUACGGCCCCUUUGUGGGCCAACGGAAAAAAAAAAAAAAGUGCCUU